GUGAAAACCCCGAUGGCACCAAGCACGUCGGUGAUUAUCGAUGCAAAGUUGGCGGAGGAAGCCAACAUCAAGCGCGAGGUUCUCCAGCGUCGCUGGGUGGCCUUCCGCGCGAGAAGAAAGGUCGGAGACCCGCGAUUGCCCCUGAAGGAGCUGAGCGCCCUCUGCGACCAAAUGGUGCAG
Molecule: messenger RNA, 180 nt
Organism: Symbiodinium sp. CCMP2456
Lineage: Eukaryota; Dinophyceae; Suessiales; Symbiodiniaceae
Source: the annotation of a GenBank genome assembly